AUGGAGGCCCGGACAUCACGACAGCCGGUCCAUUCCACCGAUCUUGCUACCAACGACUACAUCGAAGAAGCUGGCAGCAGUGCUGGGAAGAGCGCCAAUAUGGUUUCCCCGUCGGCUGUGCUCGACGUUCUUAUCUUGACGUUUAACUGCGCCAAGAACCUCAUUGAAGUGCCGGUGUUUGCGGCGCAUUUGAAGAGGGCGCUCACACAAAAUGCGACCGGGUUGCCCGAUGUGGUUGUCAUCUCCCUUCAAGAGGUGGCGCCCAUCUCGUAUGCGUUUGUUGGGUCCUGGUUUUUGGACAGGUAUCUGGAUCGGUUUGGCGAGGCACUGAACCUUGCUGCGGGGAGGGUCCUUAGUGAGGAGGGGGUUUCGGCGUCGGUACCGAGGUCUGGGAUUGAAGAUGGCGCAGAUACCGCUGGCAGUGAUCAAGAGCCGUUGAUCGGUUCAUCAUCGUCAUCAGCAGCAUCGCCUUCUUCUCAGCUCAACAGGCGGCAGCAUAGCACAAAGUCAGGUCCGUACACGCUUGUUCGCGCGAGAAACGUCGGGAUGACGGCUAUCAUGCUGUACGUCCGUGAGCCGAAACGCGUUCGCAAGGUCGAGGGGGCAGAGUGUGGGUUCGGUAUGGCGGAGAUGGGGAAUAAGGGGGCAGUUGGCCUGCGGGUAACGUGGGACAGCAGCCGCGGUAGUGAGACAGAAAGGGGAACGGGAAAGACGACUGAGCUCACGUUCGUUGCUGCUCACCUUGCUGCUAUGGAGUGGAAUGUCCAUAAGAGAAACGCAGACUGGCGGGCGAUUGUCGAAGGGCUGAUUUUUGAAGAUCCAAAGCAUCUGCUCUCUUCUGCUACAGAAGGGCCAUCACUGACAGAGGAAGAGGAUCCCUCCUCAGACGCCGCCCCCCUUCUACCAGUCUCCAACCCCAACACUUCUCAACAACUCGCCAAGUUACAUUCCCAUACCAUCUACAGCCCCACCUCUUACUUCUUCAUCGCCGGCGACCUCAACUACCGCAUCUCCUCUACCGCCCCAACACCCGACGACAUCUUCCCCUCCGUUACGCCAAACCCUGAAGACCCUCAUUACUCCCAAUUCUUCGCCCGCGACCAACUCACACAAGAACGCCUAGCAGGCCGGACCCUGCACGGCCUGUCCGAAGCAGAAGUCAAGUUCCCUCCGACAUACAAAGUCGUCGUCACCAACCCUGACUCUCCACAAGGAGGGGAGGAAGAAGGAGUUACCUGGCGGUUUGCCAGACAUCGCUGGCCGGCGUGGUGUGACCGCGUUUUGUGGCUGGAUGUCCCGCCUUGGGUGAACUCCUCCUCCCGUGACAAAAAGAAGAUUGUCACAAAAGCAGGAGUUGGCUCCUCCUCCUCCUCCUUCGUCGAUAGCGUCAACCUCCUCAGCGGCUGA
Messenger RNA from Thermochaetoides thermophila DSM 1495, 1407 nucleotides. RefSeq names its product inositol or phosphatidylinositol phosphatase-like protein. The record is from RefSeq and is a predicted model, not a curated record. Lineage: Eukaryota; Fungi; Ascomycota; Sordariomycetes; Sordariales; Chaetomiaceae. Gene Ontology annotation, biological process: phosphatidylinositol dephosphorylation. Gene Ontology annotation, molecular function: phosphatidylinositol-4,5-bisphosphate 5-phosphatase activity. Bases 1 to 1407 code for a protein of 468 amino acids. The transcript is spliced from 3 exons.